GCGGGAGGGGUGGGGGGGCGCCUUAGCGACCCGGCCUUUCCUUUAGUUUUUCCCUUUCUCGCCCCCGCGGAGGCUUUCCGGAAGGGGCUUGCGCGGGGUAUCUGGCGCUGAAGUGGCCGAGCUGUCGGGAGGGGCCUGAGUGGGCGCUUCGAGGACCCAAGAUUGUCUAAAGCCACAGGGAAAAUGGUGGAAAAUUCACCGUCGCCAUUGCCAGAAAGAGCGAUUUAUGGCUUUGUUCUUUUCUUAAGCUCCCAAUUUGGCUUCAUCCUGUAUCUAGUGUGGGCAUUUAUUCCUGAAUCUUGGCUAAACUCCUUAGGAUUAACCUAUUGGCCUCAAAAAUACUGGGCAGUUGCAUUGCCCGUCUACUUCCUCAUUACUGUAGUAAUUGGUUAUGUACUCUUAUUUGGAAUAAACAUGAUGAGUACCUCUCCACUCAACUCCAUUCAUACAAUCACAGAUAACUAUGCUAAAAAUCAACAGCAGAAGAAAUACCAAGAAGAGGCCAUCCCAGCAUUAAGAGAUAUUCCUAUUAGUGAAGUAAACCAAAUGUUCUUCCUGGCAACUAAAUAACUUUAUGCCAAAAACUAAAUUGUAUGUAGACUAACACUGAGCAUUUACUAUAAUUUUUUAUAUAAUAAUUUUGACCAUAAUUAUUUUGACUCUCUCGUACCCAAUAUUGAAAUGUAAACAAAGUAAGUUGAUUCUUUUAGAUUAAGUUAUAUUAAUGUUAUAAAAGUUCUUGAGUAUUAGUUAUUAACAGAAUAAAUAAAAUGCUGCAUUACCAUAUAGCAGACUUGUUAAAAAAAAUAAGUAUCAGUAAAAACAAGAAGUCCCUCCGGA
Messenger RNA from Leptonychotes weddellii (Weddell seal), 840 nucleotides. It is a transcript of the gene PIGP, whose product is annotated as phosphatidylinositol glycan anchor biosynthesis class P. Gene Ontology annotation, molecular function: phosphatidylinositol N-acetylglucosaminyltransferase activity. Gene Ontology annotation, cellular component: endoplasmic reticulum. The record is from RefSeq and is a predicted model, not a curated record. Gene Ontology annotation, biological process: GPI anchor biosynthetic process. Lineage: Eukaryota; Metazoa; Chordata; Mammalia; Carnivora; Phocidae.